Paramecium tetraurelia is the source of this 1821-nucleotide messenger RNA. RefSeq lists its product as uncharacterized. The transcript is spliced from 2 exons. The record is from RefSeq and is a predicted model, not a curated record. Lineage: Eukaryota; Ciliophora; Oligohymenophorea; Peniculida; Parameciidae.
AUGCAGCCAAGUUCUAUGACAAAUGCUUUGAGAGCAGAACUUAAAGAUUAAUAGAGGGCAUAAUUAUAAGGCUCUUAUCAAUAAUAUGAAGCAUCUCUCUUUGGACAAUAAGUCCCUGUUUAAUAAUAAUAAUAAAUUUAAUAAUAACAACAAUAGUAGUAGUUUAUCUAGCAAAUCCCAUAAAACUAAUAAUAUCCAAACAAUAUUAAUAGGGUGAACAUUUCCAAAAAUAAUGUCAAAUAACAACAAUCAAGUUAAGGGCUAUUUGGAUAAGUUAAGGAUUAUUUUAGUAAUUUAUUUGGAGGUGAUCCUCAGUAUUAAUAUAAAUACGAACCUAAAUCAUAAUAUGAUGAUGAUGACGAUAUCUUAUAGCAAUAUUAAAAACAAGGUGGAUUGCCAGUGAAUAUUGAAGAUAUGAUUGAGCUAAAAGUUGAAGCAUAAUAUGAUUAUUGCAAACUAAAAAAGUCAGAAAAAUAAAUUAUACCAGCGAUGGUAAGCAUCAUUACUAAAGAUAUUGAAUAAUAUGCCAAAAACAAUUCUUCAAUUGAGGCAGGCAUUGAUUUAAUAUGUGUUAUUGAUAAAAGUGGAAGUAUGAGUGGAUAAAAAAUUGAAAGUGUCCAAUAAUCUCUUGUAUAAUUAUUGAAUUUCCUUAGUGAAAAGGAUAGAUUAUGUCUCAUAGUAUUUGAUGGAGGAGCAAAAAGACACACUCCAUUAAAGACCUUGACGGAAGGAAAUAAAAAAUAUUUUAAAGGUGCUAUAGCUGCUAUAUCUGCUGGAGGAUCAACUAAUAUUGCAGCAGGUACUGACAUUGCAUUUUAGCAAAUCCAAUAAAGAAAAAUGAAGAAUUAAGUCACUUCCAUAUUUCUAUUGUCUGAUGGUUAAGACUCUGGAGCAGCUGAGCGUAUCCAAAAAUAAAAGGAUAGGAUUAGUGAUGUAGUAACUAUCCAUUCAUUUGGCUAUGGAAAUGAUCAUGAUGCUGAUUUGAUGUCCAAAAUUUGCAAAGUAGGACAAGGAAGUUUUUAUUAUAUUGAAAAUGUGAAAUUGUUAGAUGAAUUCUUUGCAGAUGCUUUAGGUAGAUUAUCUUCAGCUUUGGCAGAGAAGGUUUAAAUUGACAUUAAAUGUGCCCCACAAAUACCCUAUCAAGAUGUAUAAAUCCAAAAAACAUAUGGUGAUAUGUGGAAAUCAUUUGAAUAAGGCAGAUUCUAUUAGAUUAAUGUUCCUUAGAUUGCUUCAGAUUCUAGAAAAGAUUAUGUUUUUGAAAUCGCACUCCCUCCUUUUACAGACUAAAUCCUAGACGAAUAAAGAGUUCCUUAAGUUGUUCAAGUUUAUUUAUAAUUCAAUAACACAUUUUCAAAACAAACAUACUAAAAGGUUUCAUCCUUAUAGCUCAAAUUAUAUAAUGAAGAGGAAUAAAUUGGUGAAAAUGAUCCGAAUGCAGAUGUCACCAGAGAAUUCUUACGUGUUUAAGCCACAGAAGCCAUUGAAUAAGCUAGAAUGAAAUGUGAUUAAUUCAAAAACGAAGAAGCUGAAGAUAUGUUAGAAAAAAUGAAGUAAAAUAUUCUAACUGAUUAAAAAAUGGCAAAAGUAUCUGCUUAAGCCAUUCUUGAUAUUGAUUAAGCUAAAAAUGCAAGUAAAAGAGCUAAUUACUAAAAUUUCGGAAAGAAAUAAAUGUUUUAGAUGGAAGUGAACAAUUAUUAGUAAGAGGGAUUGAAUGCCCAAUUUGAUUAAUUAGGUCAAUAGAUGUAAUAAAUUGAUCAAGGAAUGUUUUAGAAUAGAAAACAACUCAAAAUGGUGUAGGAAGUGUAGAAAAAGAAAUAUUGA